GUGCAGCCGGCAAGUCUCACAAAGUGCCCCGAAACCAAGAUCGACUCCUUCCCCAGAUUUCACAUUAUGGGGGUCCCGUCAAGCCCUAUCUCCGUCUCCUCUUUUCAUUUUCCUGCCCAACCCUCACUCAUCAUCAAUUCCAUCCACCCAUUGACACCCAACUCCAACUCACGAAGCGAACGCUCAUCAGCCGUCCAUACAUCUACACUGAACGAAUCUCUUCCGAGCAUCCCACAUGGUAUUCUGCCCUUCACAUGUUUGUUGAACGAGCAUGCCCUAUUGCGCAGAAGCCGCUCGACGCACAUGUCUUUCAAUCAUCAUCGAAGGCGGAUGAUUUCGUCGACGCUCUGAAGCAGCAUCUUCCCCUCUGUAUAUCGCGGCUCACCAAUUGACACGAACGUCCGACAUGACCGAUUCAAAGAAACCUCGAAUCCUCCGUUGUCAAGAGUGUGGUCUCGUUGUCGCUCGCCCAAGCCACUUAGCCCGUCAUCUCCAGUCCCACCUACCACCUGCUCGACGCGAGCAUUUCUCCUGCACCGAAUGUGGGCGUCAAUUCUCUCGCAAUGAUGUUCUUCUCCGACACCUUCGAACGGCGCACCAAGCCUACAUAUCCCGAAAAAGAUCUGCUCAAAAAUCCUGUUUUCGCUGUGUCAAGAAGAAAUUGAAGUGCGAUCGUGGGCAACCAUGCAUGCCUUGCUCUAAGUCAUCUGUUGCAUGCGAAUAUGCAAAUGAUGAUUCGUCAGUGGAUGGUGAAGUGCAAGAAGAGAAGAUCGAGACGGACUCCCAAAGCGUCCAGCAAUUUCAAGAUUCGAGCAUAUGCCAGAACAAUACAUUCGAAUCGCCGACGGCCUACCAAAAUCAGCCUACUCCUCAAAUAUCAUUAGUCCAGACCAACACGGUAUAUAUGCAGACCAACGGCCAAAAAUCUGCAGGUGUGCAGACAUUCAACGAGGACGCACACUUCUAUCACACGGGUUCGGAGUCGAAUGUUUCAAAUAUGAUGUCUCUGGACAUGGCCUCGUAUCCGAACACGAGUCCGACCGAUAUUGCAACUGAUUACAGUCAAUCAUUCAUGGGAUAUGAUGGCGCAUUCUUGUCUGGCGACAUGAACUUCGUGCCUUCCAAUCCCGGCCCAAGGAUCAUCGGCAUGGUGGAGGGAGGCGUCGACUGGCUCAACCUAGAGCUUGACUCUCCCAACAAUGGCGACAUUACGGCCCAGUCAAUUGGCCAAAUGUACUCUCCAGGCAAUAUGCAGUUCAUGCCAAACCAGUCUACCAUGAUGAAUGGAACCGAUCCAAUGUUCUUUGGAAGAAAUAAUAACAUCAGCGAUGCCAGAGUUCAGCCGUCCAGGCCGCCGAACCCCGUCAAUUCAUCCGCCAAAAUCAUUGAACCACAAGCUAGUGCUCAGCAAUGGCCGUUCGAUCAUACGAGGAAUCCCGAGCCACAGAAGCAUCGACUACCGCCUUUACGAGAUAUCCUUCAGGGGACCAUCACAUCCACUUCAGCUGAUAGUGGAGACCCUAUUCGGAGUCUCGUGCAAUUGUUGUCUAAUCCUCUACUGCCCGAGCUCGACCUGUCUCAAGAUGUGAGCAUGGUAUCUGCCAUGGAUCUGUUGAAGAACUCCUUGGAGCUCUACUUUAGCGAAUUCCAUGCCGUGUUGCCUUUGGUGCAUAUUCCAACAUUUAAUAUGGCCAAGAUCCCGACUGUGACCCUUGCGGCAAUGGCCUGUAUUGGAGCCAUGUACUCGGAUGAUCGACAAGGUACUGAACAAUCAACGUCAAUGAGCGAGAUAUGCAUACAGAUGAUCGCGUGGCUGGGAGGAUCUGAUACCACAAACUUCUACAAACCGGCCUACCUCAUAGCUUGUUGCCUUCACCAGAUUUACUCUCUCGGGUCCGGAAAUAGACGACUUUAUCAAAAUGCCGACUGUAGCAGAGGCAUACUAAUAGGCUGUCUUCGAGGAAUGGGCAUUCUCAAAAGUCGUGUCAGCGCCGAACCUGAGAAGGAAGACGCCAGGCACGUGUUGUCGGCUGACAAUGUAGGCGCUGAAUGGAUGCAAUGGAAGGUUGAGGAGGAAGAGAAGCGCAUCGCGUGGUCUGUUUUCGAGUACGACUGCAGCCUCUGCACACUGACGUCCAAGAGAGGUGCAGUUGAUCUACCAGAACUACCGAGUCAUCUGCCAUGCGCUGAACCUCUGUGGGAUGCACCUUCUGCUCAAGCAUGGGCGGCCCUGUACUCUCGCUUAUCGUCAACAGCUCGGGGUGCUCCGACGUCAACGGUCCUCCGCAGUCUUCUGACUAGCAAGACAUUGCCUCCAAAUCUACCUGCUUGGAGUAAGAGACUCUGUGCACAAAGCAUAGGUCGGCUUCUGUGGGACCUGAAACAGUUGGACAUAAUGUCGACGCCAGAGUAUCUCAAAUUACCUUCUAUGUCUGCGGCUCAAAGACAGACCAAGGCCAUGCUUCUGCAAGGACUCACUACGAUUUGCGAGUCAAUGUAUUCACCGAUCACCACUGCAGAGUUGAUACAUUACAACCUUGCGUCCCUGAUCUGUCACUAUUCACACUUGUACAGCUCGGAGGAGGCCAUGGACCUUGUUGUGCACAUCUUUCGAACAUCAGCUUCCGCUUCAAAGCCGCCAGACCCUAGUUUACUCCCCGCCAAACGUCGGCUCGCUUCGAUACUAGGAAAGAAUCCCCACAAAGCUCGCCAUCUGGCAUGGCAUGCAGCCCAGAUCGUUUCUGUGGCAAAUGAAUAUUUGGUCUCUGCACCAUGCGAGAUCAUGAGAGUCUUCAUGGGCUACAUGUUCAUCUUGUCAUUCAUCAAGUUUGGGCCUCAACCCGCACCAGAUGCACACAUCAGUCCUGUCCGCCUAGACCUGUCGAACAGAAUUGACGGUCAAAGGACUGCAGUCGCAACAUGGAUCGAGGUUGGGGGACCUGCAAGCAUAGGUCUUGUCCACAAUAUUUACGGCAACGGAGGCCUCAAGGCUAUCAGUCAUGAAGCUCAGACGAUGCUGCGGAAUUUGCGAUAUUGGGGGCUCGCGAAGAAAUUCAUUCGCAUAUUGGAGGGCUUUGAUCUGAACGACUGACCGUUGAAACUGAUACCCGGGUCAGUAUGCCUGGAAUUGCAAUGAAGCAUACUUGGCGCAUCAGCCGCAAGCUUGAGCAUGUCGACUCGGAGGCCUUCCCACCACACAUGGUCCUUUGGUCACACCACCUCGAGCGAUGCAUGUCCUGUUUGCGGGCAAUGAAUUCUUUUCUUGACCCCAACAUGCCCCAGCCUGCCGGAAUCCGGAGCGCGGGUUCUCUCCAUGUGACCGCCUCUUUUUCACAUAACCACAAGCUUCAAGCUGCGGGUCUGAAUAGUGUAAAAGUCCGAAACGCUGUUCAUGAACCCCAUAACAUUGACUCUUGAACUUGUGGUACGCCCGGAGUUCGGACGU
Molecule: messenger RNA, 3445 nt
Organism: Exophiala viscosa
Lineage: Eukaryota; Fungi; Ascomycota; Eurotiomycetes; Chaetothyriales; Herpotrichiellaceae
Exons: 4
Coding region: 407-3091 (894 amino acids)
Biological process (GO): DNA-templated transcription; regulation of DNA-templated transcription
Molecular function (GO): zinc ion binding; DNA-binding transcription factor activity, RNA polymerase II-specific; DNA binding
Source: RefSeq, a predicted model, not a curated record